AAUCCUCUGUUCACCAUGAAGGAUUCCUACAUAGUGGAGUCAUGUAGGUAUGCAACGACUUUUGUACUACACCUCUUUUUCUUAUUAUUGCUAUUCUCGCAUUUAACCAUUUGUGAUCCAAUUAAUGUCCCAGAUAAACUUCUUCUAAACUGUGGUUCUUAUGAAACAUCACCAUUCAAUGGAGAAAAUUGGAUAGGAGAUGUUGGUUCUAAUUUCUUGCCUCCAGAGUAUGACAAGAGUUCAUCCACACGCUUGAUCUCAAACAUAGACUCAAUAGCACCAAAAGUUCCAUACUCAACAGCAAGAAUAACACAUNNNUCUCUACUUACCUACUCUUUCCCUUCCUCCCCUGGCCUUAAAUUCAUUCGUGUUUACUUUCUCUCAUCUUCAUAUCUCAACAUGAACCACUUCGAGGCUUAUUUCACUCUAAAAGCUGGUCCUUACACUCUAGUAAGUAAUUUUAAUCCUUCUGUUAUUGCAAAAGAGCUCAACCUGGUGUUUUUCACCAAGGAUUUCUUAGUCAAUGUUAGGGAAGAGAAACUAAACAUUACACUUACUCCAUCUCCUUUAAUUCCCAAUGCAUUUGCCUUUGUAAAUGGCAUUGAGAUAUUCCCAGUUCCCCACAAUAUAUACUUUCAUGGUUCCAAGUUUCCUCUUCCUUACCUUGGCCACCAACAACCUUUAUUCAUUGAUGAUGAAUAUGCUCUAGAGAUGCUUUACCGAGUUAGCAUCACUAAUGACUAUAAUCCUGAUAUUGAAAAUGCUUUUGGAACAUGGUUGAAUGAUUUUCAAUACCUAACUGGUUCUCAAUAUGGAAGUGUCCUUAAUAUAAAAUCUCGUACCGUUAGCAUGAAUUACAGCACUGAGACUUCAAAGGAUUACAAUUAUUCCGCACCGGAAGAGCUAUAUUGGGUUGCCAGGACAAUGGGUAGCAAUGGAGAUGCUAACAUGCAGCACAACUUAACAUGGUCUUUCCCUGUUGAUUUUGGGUUCAAAUACCUUGUUAGGCUUCAUUUCUGUGAGAUCUCUAUGGCGGUAAUGCAGGUCAAUCAAAGAGUGUUCAAGGUGCACAUAAACAACCAAAUAGCAGAAGAGAGGAUGGACGUUGUUGCUUUGGCUGGUGGACCAUUUACUCCUUUAUAUAGGGACUAUGUUGUUAUGGUUCCUACAGAAAAUGGGAGAAGGAAAGACUUGUGGAUCGCACUUCAGCCUAACUUGGAGUCAAAACCAAAAUUUGCAGAUGCCAUACUGAAUGGAAUUGAGAUCAUGAAGUUGAGUGAUAGCAACCAUAGUCUUGCGGCAAUAUUCCCAUUGAAAAUGGAACAAAGGAAGAAGAAAGUUCCACAUGUCAUUAUUGUAGCUAGUACAUUAGGUACUAUUUUAGGACUGCUCUUUACAUUUUUCGUUCUUAUCCGCAGAGUGGGGAAAAAACUGAAAUGGGGAACUUCUAAUAAAAGAAGCCCCAAAAACAUUCAACUGACCGUAAACUCAGGUCAUUGCCAUCGAUUCACAUUAGCAGAGAUGAGCAUAGCCACCAGCAACUUCAGUGAAGCUCUUGUCAUUGGGGAGGGAGGCUUUGGAAAGGUGUACAAAGGCAUCAUGCAUGAUGGAGUUACUCAUGUGGCAGUAAAGCGCUGUAAUCCAAGUUCUCGCCAAGGAUUUAAGGAGUUCCAAAAUGAGAUUAAUUUUUUCUCAUUUUGUCACAUGAAUUUAGUGUCACUGCUUGGAUACUGCCAAGAGGGAAAUGAACUUAUACUUGUGUAUGAAUACAUGGCUCAAGGCCCUCUGUGCGAUCAUUUGUACAAGAAACAAAAACAGACACUUCCUUGGAAUCAAAGACUAAGGAUUUGCGUUGGUGCAGCUCGAGGACUACAUUACCUCCACACUGGCACAAACCACCCAGUGAUUCAUCGUGAUAUCAAGUCAGCCAACAUAUUAUUGGAUCAGAAUUGGAUAGCUAAGAUUGCAGAUUUUGGGUUGUGUAGAACAGUUCCCUCACUUUUCCACUCACAUGUUAGCACUGAGGUUAAAGGUACGUUAGGAUAUUUAGACCCUGAGUACUACAAGAGAAGAAAACUGACUGAAAAAUCUGAUGUGUAUUCAUUUGGAAUUGUUUUGUUUGAAGUACUGUGUGGAAGACCAGCUGUGAAUCCUGUGGCAGUGGAAGAGGAAAGUGAGAAAGCUGGGUUGGCCAUGUGGGCCAUGCACUGUUACCAAUGUGGAAUCAUUGAUCAAUUAGUUGAUCCACAUUUAGACGGGAGUAUUAGGCCAGAAUCCCUGAGGGCAUUUGUGGAUAUAGGCAUCCAGUGCUUAGCUAAUAGAAGUGUAGAUAGGCCAACUAUGGGGGAAGUUCUCAGUACUUUGGAGACGAUUCUUUCCUUGCAGGAUAGUUUAGAGGAACGAGAAAUUGAUACAACUUAAUUUGUACAAUACUAGACUAGAGGAAAUAAAUUCUCACCUUGUCAAAUAGAUUAUAUGAUGAAGAAAGACACCUGAAUGAUGAAGUAAUAGAACUUAUGGAUAGAGUGUCUAAUUUAGUUCUUAACGUUUUAAUACUCAAUGUGAUAAAACAAUAUGAUCGCAUCAUGUAAGAUCAAACUCUCUUUUGUAUCUCUAAUGCUAAUAGGGUUUAUAACAUGAAAUUGACAGUGAUAGGAUAUCCAUACAUA
Molecule: messenger RNA, 2669 nt
Organism: Cajanus cajan (pigeon pea)
Lineage: Eukaryota; Viridiplantae; Streptophyta; Magnoliopsida; Fabales; Fabaceae
Source: RefSeq, a predicted model, not a curated record